Molecule: messenger RNA, 1455 nt
Organism: Sphaerulina musiva SO2202
Lineage: Eukaryota; Fungi; Ascomycota; Dothideomycetes; Mycosphaerellales; Mycosphaerellaceae
Product: WD repeat protein
Exons: 2
Coding region: 354-1427 (357 amino acids)
Biological process (GO): spliceosomal snRNP assembly
Cellular component (GO): SMN complex
Molecular function (GO): protein binding; RNA binding
Source: RefSeq, a predicted model, not a curated record
ACUUCAUGUUGCUGUGAUAUCGCCAUCUCGCUCCAUUGCAUCUUCAUUUCUUUGCGAAGUCUCAUUCGCCUGUUUCUACUCUCAACCAGGACUUUGCUUUGGCUGCGGUGUUCAAGCAACAGAAUCACCAUUACGACUCUUACGAUUAAUGAAAAUACAACGAGACAAAGAAAGAGAAAAGAUACCUACCUUACCUAACAACCACAGUGGCACGAGCCCGGAAUCUCGACAGCUACCUGAUCUUCAGACGACACUGAGUCUCCCCCUCGACUUCUCAUAGGCACCAACAGGCGGCGGACAUCUAGCACCGUCACAUACCUAGUAUACCGCAAAUUUAACAUCAGCCACGCACUAUGGACUUCGCCUUCAAGCGUCAAGAUGACGCCGGCAUUACAACGGAAAUCACCAAAGUGGUGCCUCUCACGUGCCAUGGCCACUCUCGCCCCAUUACACAUGUCUCCUUCUCGUCUCAGUUAUCGGGUUCUGGCGCUACCUCACAGUUCUACAUGAUAUCCGCAUGCAAGGACAACAAUCCCAUGCUGCGUGAUGGGCUUACUGGUGACUGGAUUGGAACUUUUAUUGGUCAUAAGGGUGCUGUCUGGAGUGCCCGACUAUCCGAUGAUGCUACGCUAGCAGCCACUGGAUCGGCCGACUUCUCCGCCAAGGUAUGGGACACCUUCACUGGAGAGACUCUGCACACCCUUCAGCACAACCAUAUUGUGCGUGCUGUGGCAUUCCCGCCCCAGGAUAGGCCGCAAGUCUUAGCUACAGGUGGCAUGGAGAAGAAACUGCGCAUCUUCGACUUGUCUGGCACAAGCAGUAAUGCACGAACCCCGGGAGAAGAGACAAACGGAGCGACAAACGGAAUCACGAAUCCGGAUCCGCCAUCCUACGAGAUUGGUGCUGGAGAGCAUCAGGGUGCUAUCAAGUCCAUCAUCUGGUCGCGUGACAUUAACGUCAUCAUCACGGCAGCAGAUGAUAAAAAAGUUCGCUGGUGGAAUCUGAGCACGCGUUCAUGCAUUGCCAGCUAUGAAAUCGAAGGCUUACCGGGGUCAUGCGAGCUCAAUUCCGGCGUCGGCCUCGGUUACCCCAAUGGAAUCAUCAGUGUCGCUGCAGGCAAGAACAUCUACUUCUUCGAUGGUGGUCGCCCAGGCCACCUCAUCAAGCACAUCGCCACAGAACGCGAGGUAGCCAGCGUUGCGUUGAAUGGAGAAUCAAAGCGUUUCGUGACCGGCUGUCCCAACGACACAUGGGUGCACGUCUGGGACUUUGAAAGCGGAAGAGAGCUCGAAACUGGUCGAGGUCAUCAUGGACCGGUGUGGACGACAUGCUUCAGUCCCGAUGGAAGACUGUAUGCUACCGGUAGUGAAGACGGCACCGUAAAAUUGUGGAAAUUUACCGAAGGCGCUUACGGCUUGUGGCGAUGAGUAAAUAAAAAACUUGUUGUCCCCCGAA